Molecule: messenger RNA, 417 nt
Organism: Solanum stenotomum
Lineage: Eukaryota; Viridiplantae; Streptophyta; Magnoliopsida; Solanales; Solanaceae
Exons: 1
Coding region: 1-417 (138 amino acids)
Source: RefSeq, a predicted model, not a curated record
AUGUUGGUUUAUGGUUCGGAAGCAGUAAUACCUGCUAAGGUAGAAAUACCAUCUUUAAGGAUUAUCCAGGAUGUUGGUCUCGACGAUGCAGAAUGGAUACGUAGCAGACAUGAACAAUUAAUGCCCAUCGAUGAAAAGAUGAUGGAUGCAGUUUGUCACGGUCAACUCUAUCAGAGUAGAAUGACCAAAGCAUUCAACAAGAAAGUCAAACCUCGAUGGUUCACACCAGGGCAGUUAGUAUUGAAGAAGAUCUUUCCUCACCAAGGAGAAGCCACAGGGAAAUUUGCACCAAAUUGGCAAGGACCCUACAUGGUUCAUAGAGUACUCUCUGAAGGAGCGGUAAUCUUAGAAAAAAUGGAUGGUAGAGUAAGCACAAAGCCAAUCAAUUCAGAUGCCAUUAAGAAAUACUACAUCUGA